AGGGAGCUGGCAUGGAAGCGUAUUUAUGAGAAUUACACCGUGCCCUGAACCAGGGGUACAGGAUAUACCGUGGCAGGGCUCGGACCCACAAUCCUGAACUUUUUCUGACUUGGGGCCAUUCGACUUGGGGGUGUCUCGGAAGCGAGUGGGGGGGUGUUUGCAAGCGGUGAAGUUUCUCCACCCUGCGGAGUCUUGUCAACUUUCAGGGGCUGAUGCCUGCCUCUCGAAUCGGCUUGCCUUGCUCCUUCUCCCUCUGAGCCUUCCUUGAAGAACAGAAGAAUGGGACAGACGCGCUAUUCAAGACCGGUAUAUCCAGCUCCCUUGGCUGAGGAGAGGGAGCAGCCGACACAGGAUGCCGGGACGGUGGCUGAAGUUCUGGAAUCUGGCGACACCACCCCUCCUUGCAAGAGAAAGAGCAAGUUUGCUGGGUUUGGCAAGAUCUUUAAGCCUUGGAAGUGGCGGAAAAAGAAAACCAGUGGAAAGUUUAAGGAGACCUCAGAAGUUUUAGAACGAAAGAUUUCAAUGCGAAAGCCAAGAGAGGAGCUCAUUAAAAGAGGAGUUCUGUUGGAAGAUGUUGAACAGGACGGAGAAGAGCCAGAGAAGCUCAUUCAUGCUACUUUGAAAAAUGGACACACCAUUCCCAUUGACUAUUCUGGAAUCGUCAAUCUUACACACUUGGAGGAAGAAACUGCAAAGAGGUUGAGCCUUAAGAAAUCCAGUCCCCCUGAAGAGCCAAAGAAACUGCAGGGACCUUACAGCAAUCACCCCAAUUCAGAAACAGAGACCCAUCCGGUGACCCUUGCUCCCAAGCAGCCGCUGCUUCCUCCAAAACGACCGUUGUCAUCCUCUUCGCAGGAGACGAGUGAUCUGCAAACAAGGGAAUUUGGCUUUGGCAACAGCAGUGCAAGGACUGUGUCUUAUUCCACAGCUGCAGCCGCCACCAGCACAACAAAAGGGGGUGCUGCCCCUACCCCUGCACCCCGGACUCUGCUCCCUGCUCCCACAAGUGGCCACGCUUCGGCCACCAGUGCUAGCAAUGCCACCCCGACCAAGCAGCCCCCUGUGCCACCACCCAAGCCUAUUAAUAGGAAUAGCAACCCCUUAAUAGCUGAAUUAUCUCAGGUGAUUAACAGUGGUGCACCGUUGCUGAAGCCUUCACCGCCUCUGCCUCCCAAGAGGGGCCUUCCGCUGAAUGUACCUUCCCUGCUGGAAUCGGCCGCUGCUCCCAAAUCCCCAACCGAGAGGAUCAUGUCAUCGUCCUAUCCUUCCUCGCUACCUCCACACAUGAUCUCGACUCUCCCUCCAGCUGCUCCUUCACCUUCCCUGCCUUCUUACCUUCCAUCGGAAGCCCCCAAUGCUCCGUUGCCCAUCUCCCUGUACGGAGCAGAGCUUCCCUUUUCUACGGAGCUACGGAUGGACAGUCAACAAGAAAGUUUCUCCGUGAUGGAUCCAGCCAAGAGAGUGGCCGAGCUGGGGUUUGGAGAACCUCAAGGGUUUCCUCGGUUGUCCCAGGUCCCUCUGCACAUCCGCAUCCAGCAGGCGUUGAAUAGCCCUUUGCCAGCAACCCCACCUGCCGAAGGCUCACACAGGGCUCACUCGUUGCUCUUCGAGAAUGACGGCUCCAGCGAGGAUAAUGGAACAGUAGGCAGGACGAGGUCUCUCCCUGUGACCAUCGAGUUGCUGAAAGUUCCAGAUGAUGAUGAAGAAGAAGAGGAAGAUGGCUCAGGAGAUGCCUGUCCUUCCAAUCACCACGUGUACAUUGGAGAGGCCCCAAUGGUGGCGGUUAUUCCCAGGCUGAUCCUGCAGACGGUGCAGGAUGAAGACGAGGGGCCAAGUGAUUCGGACUCAGAGGGACCGAUUUUGUACCGGGAGGAAGAGGAGGAGGAGGAAGAUGAAGACGAAAGCCAUAACACGGCCCUGGCCAAUAAAGUCAAGAGGAAAGACACCUUGGCUAUGAAACUGGGGAACAUGGCUCCCCGGCAGGAAUUGCCAAGAGAGAGUACCUUUCCUCGGAAGAGCAAGGAAGAAUGGAAUGAAAUCCGACAGCAGAUUGGGACAACACUAAUCAGGCGAUUAAGCCAGAGACCAACAGCAGAAGAACUGGAGCAAAGGAACAUACUUCAGCCAAAAAAUGAGGCUGAUCGGCAGGCUGAGAAGAGGGAAAUAAAAAGAAGGCUCACUCGGAAGCUUAGCCAAAGGCCUACAGUGGCUGAACUGCAGGCCAGAAAGAUCCUGAGGUUUAAUGAAUAUGUGGAGGUUACCGAUGCCCAUGACUAUGACAGGAGAGCUGACAAGCCGUGGACAAAACUCACUCCUGCUGACAAGGCUGCCAUCCGGAAGGAGCUGAACGAAUUCAAGAGCUCGGAGAUGGAAGUGCAUGAAGAGAGCAAGCAGUUUACUCGAUAUCAUCGGCCUUGAGGUUUUUUUUUUUUUAAAGAAAAACAGCAAGAAGCAUGAACAGUCACUGGAAGAGAAGUGAACUAGCCGUGUUUGUCAUUUCCUGUCUCAUAAGUUGAAGAGGAAUCUUGAGGUUAGCCUUCAUUCACAUAUCCAGAAGAAAAAUCUCUCUUCGCCAGGAAAUGGGCCAGGGACGGGAACGCCCUUGUCCCAAAGACAGCAUUUCAUUGAAAGGAAAUUUGUCACAAGUGCCACGAGAUCACACAGCGGGGGCAGGUCACCAUCGAAAGCAUCAUACCUCAGAUAUACGGCAAUACGAACAGAUGAUGUCCCUUGGCUCCUUAUCUUCUGCCUAAUUCUGAACCCUUUCAUGUCCCAGUCUCAAAGAAGAGCGAGACUAUGAGAGCAGACUUUGGAGCUAUGGAAUGAGACGUGUGCACGUACCUACGUUAUGCUGUACCCAGAAGAAACUUUAACUGACACAUUACUGGAGAUUUGGGAAAGGUGCUUACGGGCUCUUUUUUAGUUACUAAUUUGCAGAAUCACUACUGAUCAAUCGUAUGUUGUCUAGGGGAAGAAUUGUUAAGGUCUAACAUGGCAUAUGCUGCAUUUUUUUGGGGGGGGUAACAUUUUUUAAAAAAUGGACAGCAAGAGACUCCCUUCUACACUCAAAUUUGCUAUAAAGCUAAGAGACCGAAUUUUUCGGGGGUGGGGGGGGCAGGGGAUGCACCUUUAGGCCUGUUUAACAGGAACUGCAAAGCCUGAAAUGAGUUGCCUUGAAGAAGCAGAUGAUGUGGAAUAUACUGUAUUUUUUAACAAAAAACCUGAUUUUUUUUUUAAAGCAACUUCCUGAAACUAAUGUCAAACUUGCCUUUUCUUAGAUUUGUAGCAAAAUGUAAAUGAUUCGCAAAGGGCUUAAACCCAACUUUUAAGGAAAGGAAAGAAAAGAUGGCAUAGCAUUAAUAAGAUUUUAUGGAAUGAUUCUGAAUGGUAUAUCACUGGUCACAUCCGAGAAGUGUGUCCUAUGACGCUGGAGUGAGGAGAUGGAGGGGGGGAUACAACAAUGGGAAUUUGGACGUGUAUUAGAUGUUGGUUCUGUAUUUGAGCAUUGGUUUGGUGGCGCAUCUCUUCACACAUCUGUAAAAGGUCACACCUGUAGAAGCUUAUAGAUGCAUGUAAGCUGGAGGCUGAUAUUCCUGUGCUUCCACAAAUCCAGAAGAAGACCUCUUUUUUUUGCUGCUACUUUUUUGCAACUACACACCUUUUGGGGAGGAGGAUGAUCCAGACACAAGAGGGCAAGAUUCAGAUAUCUUAAAAACAUUGUGCAGAAGAUGGAAUCUGUGCAGUCAAUUGGGUGCAAUCUUUUUGAAUAAACCCCCUUCUGACUGAUUUCAGUGGUAAUUAAGGGCAGCAGACAGCCUAGGCUGGAUCCAGCCUCUUCUUAUUUUUUUCACAAAGAUAUGCUACGCUUAUACAUAUAGGAGUUCUUUCUCCCCAAGAAAUGGUCCUCCUAAUGAGUGAGUCUGGGGGAACACAAGGCAUGGCAAACUUGCCUUUACGCCCCCUACUCUCAUUCCAGCCCAUGCCAGUUGCCUUUCUGGUGUUCCUGUGAAAGGAAGGGAAUGUGGCCUUGUCUUUGUAAGGAGCAAUUUUUUCUUACAAUGCAAGGAUAAAAGCUUUUGGUGUGGAUUGUGGGGAUAAGUGCCAGUGUACUCAUCAUCUGAGCAAUUUUUUUUCCCAUGAUGUAUAAAGUCUCUAUUAAGGAAAUCAUUGUGUUGUCUUCCUAUCAACAAGAUUGUAUGAAAUAAAUUUUUUUAGGAA
Messenger RNA from Pseudonaja textilis, 4218 nucleotides. It is a transcript of the gene PHACTR4, whose product is annotated as phosphatase and actin regulator 4. NCBI's taxonomy places the organism in Eukaryota, Metazoa, Chordata, Lepidosauria, Squamata, Elapidae. Gene Ontology annotation, biological process: neural crest cell migration; actin cytoskeleton organization. Gene Ontology annotation, molecular function: actin binding. The record is from RefSeq and is a predicted model, not a curated record.